UUAGGGUUUUCUUUUGAAGAUUUUUAUUGUUAUUACUGAGUUUUAUUUUACUUUUUGGAAAAUUUUGAUAGCGAUUUGAUGAGAAACACUUUGAUUUCGUCGCAAUUUUAUCUUGAAUGAUGAUUUCUGUGGAAAAGCUUCCACCUUGUAAGCUGUUUUUAGGGAAUUCUUUUGAGAUUUUUGGUUGUUAUUACUGAAUUUUAUUCUACGUUUAGAAAAGGUCUCCUUUUCUGGUGAUUUCGUUGUUUGUGGCGAAUUUGUGUGAUAGAUUUGUUGAUUGGAGUUCAUUUGUCAUUUUUUUUCCAUUUUUUGGGGAGUUUUUGUAUUUUUCCAUAUUGAUUUGCAGGGGUAGAGACCUCUCAAGGAUUAAAUCUCUUGAUUCCACUUCCAAUCUUUUAUUGGUAGCAAGAUUGGAACAAAUACCUGAUUUUAUUUUACUUUGUUCUUUAAGAUUUGUGUCUCUGAUCCUCUUUUUAUGAAGGUUGAGCAUUAGGUGUUUGUGAAAAUUCUCCUGUUAUUGUGUUGAAACUUCUUGUGUCUCUUAGAAAUAAGGUCCCUUGUUUUUUUAUUGUUGUUGUUGUUGUCGUCAUCGUGGUUGUGGGUUGGAGAAUGACAGGCUCAUUGACCAUGAUGGAUUCAAUGGCCAAAGUUGUUACUGAUGAAGCAUUCUUGCAGAAAGCUGAGUACCUUUCUGAUGAAAUGAUGAUGAUCAUCUCUGAUCUGGAGACUCACUGUUCCAACUUGAGCCUUGCUGAAGAUAAAGGAAUCGGUGUCAUUGAGAAGAGGUUGGAUGUUCUGCAGGAAAAGAUUGUGGCUUGGGACUCUGAUCAGUCCAUGAUAUGGGACCGUGAUCCAGAGGAGGCUUCCGAGUAUUUAACUGUUGUCGAUGAAGUUAGACAAGUUGUUGAGAGUCUUGGGAGCUUGCAUGCCAAAGUCAGGGAUGACGACUGUAAUGAGCUUGUACGCCGAGCUCAUAGCAGUCUUCAAAUGGCCAUGGCGAGGCUUGAGGAGGAGUUUGUCCACCUUCUUGUUCAGUAUCAGCAACCUGUGGAGCCUGAUCACGUGUCUUUUCGUUCCACGGAAGAUGAUCCAGUGGAUGAUUUGUCAUGCAGUUCAUUUGAUGAGGAGCCGAUUGUUGGCAAGAUCCGGAGUGAGAUCAGUCUUCAUUCAGAGGAAUUUGUGAUUGAUUUGGUCCAUCCCACUGCUGUAUUUGACCUUAAGUGCAUCGCCAGGAUGAUGCUGAUGUCUGGCUAUGAUAAGGAGUGUUGCCAAGCAUACAUCAAUGUUAGAAAAGAAGCAUUGGAUGAGUGCCUUUUGUUUCUUCGUAUUGAGAAAUGGAGCAUUGAAGAAGUUCUACAGAUGGAUUGGAGUCUCUUAAAUAGCAAGAUCAAGAGGUGGAACCGAGCCAUGAAAGUUUUCAUUCGUGUGUAUCUUAACAGUGAAAGACGUCUCUGUGACCUUGUUCUUGGAGAUCACUCCUUGUCUGGGAGGGAUUCUUGUUUUGUUGAAACCACAAAAGGCUCAAUCUUCCAGAUGCUGAAUUUCGGUGAAGCAGUAUCAAUAGGAAGUCCAAAGCCUGAAAAGCUAUUCCGGAUACUCGACAUGUAUGAGGGCUUGUCUCAUCUUAUUCCGGAUGUAGAGUCUUUAUUCUCAGAAGAACUUGGUUCUUCCAUCUUGACUGAAUGUCAGGAGGUUUUGUCAAGAUUGGGUGAAUGUAUAAGGCUGAUUUUGACCGAGUUCAAGAAUGCCAUUCGAAGCAACACAUCAACUAAUGCAUUUGCUGGAGGUGGAAUCCAUCCUCUCACAAAGUAUGUGAUGAAUUACAUCAAGGCCCUCGCAGAUUAUAGUGAGACCCUUGAUUUACUUCUUGAGGAUCAAGAUGACAAUGACUUGAGUGAGUCGUCAAAAGCAAUAUUGGGUUCUCUUGAGAAAUCAACUCCAGUGGUUCAUUAUCUCCUAUCAAUCACAUCUAUUGUUGAAUCCAACCUUGAAGGCAGAUCAAUGUUAUACAGGGAUGGUGCAUUGCAACACAUAUUCUUGAUGAAUAACAUAUUUUACAUGGUUCAAAAGGUGAAGGAUUCCGAACUUCAAAAGUUCCUUGGAGAAGAAUGGAUCAAGGAGCACAGUAAGACAUACAGGCACCAUUCCAUUAGUUAUGAGAGGACUUCAUGGAAUCCAGUGCUGUUGUUCUUGAAGGAUGAAGGGAUCUGCAAUCCAGGUUCGAACUCACCUUCGAAGACUGUUCUUAAGGAGAGGUUCAAAAACUUCAACCUCGUCUUCGAAGAAGUGUACAAGAGCCAGACAUCAUGGGUGAUUCCAAAUUCCCAGCUUCGUGUUGAAUUGAGGAUCUCGAUAUCUCUUAAAGUGCUACAAGCCUAUCGAACAUUCAUGGGGAGGUAUUCCAGCCAUCUGGACAGUGUGAGACAAAAGGACAAAUACAUCAAGUACUCCCCAGAUGAUUUGGAGGAAUUCCUGCUCGAUCUCUUCGAGGGCUCUGCGAAAUCACUGCAUUCCUUUCGGAGGAGGAUCAUCUCUAUACACAACAAGGAUCAGUGACAACAAGAAAUGAUGAAUAACUCUUAUGAACAUCUACAUAAUGUUUGAUGAAGUAAUUCAACUCAUGUGAAGAUCAAUGAGAUUGUACUCUCAAAGUGAAUGUGAACAUGAACUCUUGCUACCAAACUCACAGCACUCUUCAGAUUAGCUUAAUAUCUGCAAUGUAAAAUGCACUGUGAUUGUGUUACCGUUGUUGUUGUUGGAUGAGAGUUUCUCUUUUCUU
Messenger RNA from Dioscorea cayenensis subsp. rotundata (Guinea yam), 2779 nucleotides. RefSeq names its product exocyst complex component EXO70E2-like. The coding region runs from base 610 to 2556 and encodes 648 amino acids. Gene Ontology annotation, biological process: exocytosis. Gene Ontology annotation, molecular function: phosphatidylinositol-4,5-bisphosphate binding. The transcript is spliced from 2 exons. Lineage: Eukaryota; Viridiplantae; Streptophyta; Magnoliopsida; Dioscoreales; Dioscoreaceae. Gene Ontology annotation, cellular component: exocyst. The record is from RefSeq and is a predicted model, not a curated record.